AUGCGUUCAUGGCAAACAGCAAUUCGAAAUGAAAUAGCAAAUACGAUUAAAUCAAAAGAUUUCGUUCAAAUUUGGUCAUCAUAUAACGAUAUAGUUAUAUCGACUAAUAGCGAUUAUGUGACACCAGCAUUACAUAAUAAGUUUGUACUAAAUCAAACUCGAAAAUUACUUGAUCGAUUUCUUCUAGCACAAGCGGCAAUGCAAACAUUAUUUGCUUUUCUUUUUGAACUUCUUUUCACACCUUCUAUUUCUGUUCGUAAUCGACUUGAUACAAUAUUAGCUGCUUCUCGUCAUCGACAUCUUAUCUGUUUACAUAUACGUCCUGGUAAAAAUCCAACAAAUCCAUUCGAUCAUGCAUUUACAGGUCGCGUGAAUACAAUAAAGGCGAUGUUAAAUUUUACUAAUAAUUAUCUAUCAAACAAAUCUUCAUCAUUAGCUUUUGUUACAUCUGAUAGUGGUCAUGUAUCAGAUGUGUUACAUCAUUAUCCAAAUUCAUCGAUGACUAUUGUGGGUCCUAUUUUACAUAUUGAUCGGUUCGAUCGGCGGUCAUCCAUUAUAUGUGAUGGAUUUAUUAAAGUACUUGCAGAUUUUUAUCUUUUAGGCGAGUGUCAAACUUCGCUGUUAUCAAAUAGUGGAUUUUCAUCAUGGGAAAAUCGAAGAAGAGAAAAACCAAAUGAAGAAUUGUAUAUAUAUAAUGAAAAGUUUAAACAAAUGAGAAAAAGUUAA
Messenger RNA from Adineta steineri, 726 nucleotides. The record is from the annotation of a GenBank genome assembly. NCBI's taxonomy places the organism in Eukaryota, Metazoa, Rotifera, Eurotatoria, Adinetida, Adinetidae.